CAAAAAGAGAUGUGAACCGUUUAGUAAACAAUCGGAGUAAUACAAAAUAUUAUUUUUAAGGUUUUCGCUGGUGAAUUUUUGUUGAAAAGUUGAAUACCUCAUUUUAUUCUAUAAUAUACUGGUAACCCAGUUCACAAUAUUUUACUCUGGCAAUUAACCGAUGUCCGGUCGUGAUGGUAAUUCAAAAAAGAUGGGUCGCCCAUCGAUAAAUAUUGCAAUAAAUCCGAGCGCCAAUCUUGGAACGGCUACCGUCGGCGUAACUACUCCCGGAACCAGCAGCACUUUGAACGGACUGGAAGGAAUCGGCGGAGACCAUGUGCCGGUGUUUUUCGAUGAAAUUUCGCAAAUUAUGCGCGGAUAUGGAGACUGUGAGAAACCGCUGCGCGAAUCGGUCAUUCUGGUAGAAAAGAUAGUGCUGCAUCAGUUGAGAGGGAUCAUGCAGGAAGCGAUAGACCAUGCAAUGUCCCGGCAGAAUUCGCCGGUGCUAUCGAGGAGAGACUUCGAGUACAUAAUGAGGAAGAAUCCGGUGCGAGUGGCACGGUUGCAGAAAUAUUUUCGCGACAUGGCUUUUGUAAAGAAAAAAAUGAAGGACUUGUACGGCGAUCGAUUUUCGGGAAUCGGGGAUUUGGGCUCGAACAUGGACGAAUCGGACGAGGACUCUGAUCGUGAUGUAGCAGAGAAGUUCGACGAAGAAAAGGUUAGAAGGUUGUUUCGGGCGGAUAGAAUUUCGCAGAUUUUGGCCGGAAAGCAGUACGAGGAGUUUAAUUUGGCCAGAAGGACGUCGUUCAUGCAUCGUAAUACGAACACGAUGAAGAACCGGAUGCGCACGUGGUUGAACUUCCCGGAGGAUGUCAUGAUUUCGCAGAGCUGCUUGCUGACAUUGUCCUAUUUGGCACAUGAAACGAUUGCGGUGCUGGUGGAUUUUUGCAUUUUGACAAGGUUGAAUUCCUCGAAUCGGGCCGUUGAACCUUACAGUCGGGUAACGUCAUCAGGUACGUCUCAUGCGAUGCUGCAUUUGUGCCCCGAAGUAACGCACGGACGAGGAGUGGAUGGUGUGAAACCCAUCACCCCUCAGGAAAUUCACGAAGCAAUGCGAAGGCAUAGGCAGAUGGCAACGCAAAACAUGGGACACUUUCGAAACAAUGCUCUGAAUUGUAAAACGCCCUAUCUGGCCAUGUAAUGCAGUAAAAAACCAGUUUUAAUAAACCACAAAAAAGGUCGAUCCGUA
Armigeres subalbatus is the source of this 1228-nucleotide messenger RNA. RefSeq lists its product as uncharacterized. Bases 161 to 1180 code for a protein of 339 amino acids. Lineage: Eukaryota; Metazoa; Arthropoda; Insecta; Diptera; Culicidae. The transcript is spliced from 2 exons. Gene Ontology annotation, biological process: transcription by RNA polymerase II. Gene Ontology annotation, molecular function: protein heterodimerization activity; transcription coactivator activity. The record is from RefSeq and is a predicted model, not a curated record.